AUGCCAGCCGUCAUGGACGACCCGGCCGGCCCCACCGUCUACCGGGUCUCCGGGCAGCCUCCGUUCCCGGACCCGAACUGCCCCGGGUUGCCCCCCGACAUUGUCCCCCGCCAAGUGACAUUGCGGGAUCGCCAGACGGUUGCGACGAUUGUGCCCUUUGUCUCGCGACACCAGCUUCCCGCUUCGCUGCUGGUGUAUCUGUGCGACCAGCUGAACCGCGAGAUAGAGGGAGGUGAUACGUAUCCCAUGAUGGAAGCCUUUACCGUGGACGGUUUCGCAGACUACUGGUUCCAGACCUUUGGCGCCGUCAUGCUGAUGGGCAAUAUCGACUGUGCGCAGGAUGUCCUGGACGGCAAGGACUGGGCCAAGGAGUGCCUCGGAAGCUUCUUCAUCAAGCCCAAUUAUCCUGGUCGCAGCAGCCACAUCUGCAACGCCAGCUUCAUCACCACCGACGCAUCGCGUAAUCGUGGCGUGGGACGACUCAUGGGCGAGGCGUACAUCGACUGGGCCCCGAGGCUGGGCUACACGUACAGCGUCUUCAAUCUCGUCUACGAAACCAACGUGGCGUCGUGUCGUAUCUGGGACGCCCUCGGCUUCAAACGCAUCGGCCGCAUCAAAGCCUGCGGCAACCUGCGAAGCCAUCCGGACCGGCUCAUUGACGCCAUCAUAUACGGCCGGGACCUGGCUCCGGGAGAGAGCGAAGAGCUCGUCAGCGAAGAGCGCUUCGACAAGAUACGAUUCUACCUCAAGUACGGCAAAUACCCCAACGGGGCAGACCGCGCCGAAAAGAGCAGGCUGCGCAGCGCGGCAACCCACUACAAGCUCCUCGAGGGCGACAAGCUCAUGCUCAAGGACAAGGAAGUCAUUUCGGACCCGGGCCGGCAGUACGAGAUUGCCAGAAACGUCCACGCCAUCCACCACGGAGGGAUCAACAAGACCACCGCCACCAUUGCAGAAAAGUUCCACUGGAGCCGCAUCAAGGAGACGGUCAGCGACGUGAUUCGCGCCUGCGCCGAGUGCAAGGAGCUGGGCAAGACGCCGAACCCCGGCGGCAGCAGGAAGAACGGGAGCGCCAGCACGCCCACCAGCUCGGCAACACCGUCCGGCGGCCUCGGCAGCGGCAGCGGCGACGCCCAGCGCCGCCAGGCACAGUCGCCCGUGCCGCAGCACGACGGCGACGGCGACGGCGACAUCGACAUCCACGUCGACGCCGGGCGCGUGCUGGCGCUGCAGCAGCAGAGCCGCGCCGGCCUCAUGGACUCGCUGUCCCGGCCGGGCCCGGCGCCGAGCCAAGGCCCGUACGCCAACCCCAGCGACAUAUCCGUCCUCGCGCCGGCACACCAGGACAGCCACAUGCUGCACGACGCUCACUCCCACGCCGUGCCGCACCCCCCUGGCCACGGGCACCACGGGCACAACCCCAUGCUCCAGGACCGGCCUGCCUCCCACGAGGCCUACCAGCCCAUCGACCCCCAAAUCAUCAACCACCACGGCCAUCAGCAUGCCUCGUCGGCACACGACGACAUGCCCUUUGACCAGUACCACCCCCACGCCGACUUUCAGGCUCUCCUCAACGCGACCGAGGAUGUGGGCCCGGAGCCGGAUUCCGACGCGGCCGCCGCAGAAGCUGCCGCCGCCGCUGCGGUGGACAGAGAUUUAGAAAUGUUGAUCGAGCACGAAGACGUCGACUGUCAUGAAGGCCCCAUGGACUGUCUAGACGAAGCGAGGAGGACGGGGCAUCGCGACAGGCUGUAUGACGUUGGGUUUGACGGGGGAUAG
Messenger RNA from Metarhizium brunneum ARSEF 3297, 1779 nucleotides. It is a transcript of the gene SPT10, whose product is annotated as Protein SPT10. NCBI's taxonomy places the organism in Eukaryota, Fungi, Ascomycota, Sordariomycetes, Hypocreales, Clavicipitaceae. Gene Ontology annotation, cellular component: nucleus. The record is from RefSeq and is a predicted model, not a curated record.